Messenger RNA from Acyrthosiphon pisum (pea aphid), 2696 nucleotides. Its product is annotated as sulfhydryl oxidase 2. Gene Ontology annotation, cellular component: Golgi membrane. Gene Ontology annotation, biological process: protein folding. Bases 499 to 2331 code for a protein of 610 amino acids. The transcript has 3 exons. The record is from RefSeq and is a predicted model, not a curated record. Lineage: Eukaryota; Metazoa; Arthropoda; Insecta; Hemiptera; Aphididae. Gene Ontology annotation, molecular function: flavin-dependent sulfhydryl oxidase activity; protein disulfide isomerase activity.
AUUUUGCUGCCAGUCCAGUCAGUCGGCCGUCGUUCAGUUUGGCCGUGUUGCUUGCCCGUUUCGGUUGGUCUCUGGCGGGGAGGCCUCUGCUCUAUUGAAUAUCGGUACUCGGUAGACAAUCACGAACAGCGGUCGACACUGGACAGUCGACAGCGAACCGAUAGUACUACGCACGUACACGUGCAGGCGGACAGUCUGUCCGUUCCCGCCGCAGUUUGUACGCGUCCGCUACUCCAGACGUGUCCACUAUCACCGCCCGGGACGGUUACGACGUUAACAGUCUGUCACGGCGUCGGGUUUAUGUUCGCACACGGUGAUAUAUUAUAGGUUCACCAAUGGUUGUUUCAUUGUUUGUUUGUUAUUUGUGUUUCCGAUAAAUCACCGACAGCGACGUCAUCACAAAGCGAAAAUAUUUAAUAUUUAAAUUACUAUUAUAUUAAUAUAAUACGUGAUUUAUACCUUAACGAAAAAUAGUUCCAUCUGAUUCAUCGGGACAAAAUGUUGAUAUGGUGCAGCGGCCAUGCCGUGAUCGUCUUGCUCGUAGCAGCACUCAGUACUGCACCGGCAUACACAGAACUUAUUGGACUGUACGAAGAAUCAGAUCUGUUGGAAAUAUUGGACAGUACCAAUUUUAAUGACAAAGUAUUACAAGGAAAUACAUCAUACGUGAUUGAGUUUUACAAUGCCUUUUGUGGACAUUGUAUACGGUUCUCAACCCCUUGGAAAGGAUUUGGAAUUCAAGUAUACGGGUGGAGAAAUUAUGUGAAAGUUGGUGUAAUUGACUGUUCAAACGAAAUAAACAGUCAAACAUGCCGAGAUUAUGAAGUCAUGGCCUAUCCUACCGUACGCUACUUUCCUCCCCGGCCAGCAUCAAGUAAUAUUGGAAUAGAAUUUACUAGAUCUUUUAAUAUACAAGUUAUGAAGGAUUUUCUUAUUAAAAUGCUUCAAGAAACUCAAAGUAGCACAAAUGUAUCAACUUUGUGUGAUAUACAACCCUUUGAAAAUGUCAUUGUAGAAAUGGAUUCAAAUAAUAUUUUAACAUUUAUUAUAAUUAGUACGCCAAAUAAUAAGAUUGCUCAAGAACUUAUUAUUGAUUUCUGUCCUGUAAAAAAAGUUAAAAUAAUAAGCGUACUUAAUUCUAACACAGGAUUGGCCGAAUUAUUAAAAACAGAAACAUAUCCAAGUCUCUAUCUUGUUGAAGACAAUAACCAAUUCACACUUUUAGCAAGUGGAAAUAACAAAACAAAUUUUACCAAUACCAUUAAUACAUAUUUGGAAACAGUGCACAUGACUCCAUUCAGUUUAUUUGAUAUUACUACUACACUCUAUAAUUUAUUAUUCCAUAAAGACAAAGGUUCGAUGCAUAAUGACAAUACAGUUUAUUUGUCAGAUUUAGAAGCUACAUUGAGGUAUUCUCUGGAACAUGAAAUUCUAUCACGAAGUGUUAUUUCUGGCGAGUCAUUAAAUGCAUUAAAUAGUUAUUUAGAACUUCUUAUUGAAUGUUUCCCUUCUAGUAUUAGAGGUAAAAAAUUCAUUAAGUUAAUAUGGGAAAAUACUCAUCUCAAUAAAACAGUGUCAGGAGAGAAGCUUGGAAAUCUUAUUAAUAACUAUGAAUUUUUGUUAAAACCUUAUGUUACUAAACAUAGUUGGAUCGGAUGUGAAGGUAGCCAACCAAUGUAUAGGAAAUAUCCAUGUGGCUUAUGGACUACGUUUCACACACUCUCAGUACAAGCAUCUAUAAAGAACUUGACCACAUUUAAUGGAAGACAAGUUUUGCAAACUAUUGCUGGUUAUGUUAAAUAUUUCUUUGGAUGUACAGACUGUUCUGAGCAUUUCAUGAAUAUGGCUACCACAAUUCAAACUAAUGUUUCAUCAUUAGAUGAUGCAGUGCUGUGGCUUUGGUCAGCCCAUAAUCAAGUGAACCAAAGACUUACGGGUGAUGUUACUGAAGAUCCAAUGCAUCCAAAAAUAUUAUUUCCAUUGAAAGUAUAUUGUGAAACAUGUCACCAAAAUGGUACUGAUGAGUGGAAUAAAACCGAAGUGCUAAAAUAUUUGAAAAAUAUGUAUUCAGCUAUUAGUCUUCAAAAGACACCAUAUGAUAAUAUUGAUUCCAAAUAUGAUAAUUUGAUAAUCCCAAGUAAACGGUCCAUUGAUGAUAAUAGUAAUUAUAAUAAUAAUGUGUUUGAUGAAGAAGAAUGGAAGAUUGAUGUUAGCACUUGUAUGAUAUCAUAUAUUUUGUCAUGUAGUGUGUUAAUGAUAUUAUUUUAUUUACUGUUGGUGAAGAAACGGUGUAAAAAAAAUAAAUAUAUUUAUUUUAUACUGGGUAAAUAGUUUGAUUUGUUAUUAUAACUUAAAUGUGUUUUGUUUUUUAUUAAAUUAAAUUUUAAUUUUUUGACUAAGAUUAUAUAUUUUAUAUUACUCAUUUACAAAUUUAAAAAUAAUUUAACUAUAAGACUGUGUUAUAUAAUAAAUUCAUAUACAUUUUAAUAUGUUCAAUAAGAAAUAUACAUUUACUUUAUCACAUUUUGAAUAUUGUACUAUAAUGUUAAUUACAUAUUAUAAAUUUUAAUAUUAUAAGUAAUUCAUUAAUUCAAUAGUUAUUAGGCAUACAAUUUGCAAAUGUUAAAACUGUUUAUUAUUUUGGAUGAUUUUAUUGCAAAAAUUUACUGUUAAUUAAACGGUAUAUAAUUUAGUUU